GUGGCUACCUUGUGAUUGACAAGGCGCUACCAUGGCGACAACAUUGUUUACAUAAUAUAACCAUUGCAUAUAGGCGUAGCUACUGCUAUUUCACAGUGUGUUUUCUGUUCACUAAAGUUAACUGUAACAUUGUGAUCGCCUAAAAAAGUCUUUUCAGCAUUUGGUUUUAAUAAAAGACCCAUCACUGAAUCAGAUGAUAAGUUUUUCCGUUCUCACGCAACCUACGACACGCUCACAUCGCAAACGCUUACCUACCGCCCGUGCUCCAUGAUCCAAGUUCCUCGGCAACAUACCGCCCACGACUAGAUCCAGCAGUACCAACGUGAUAUCUCCUUCACCACCACAUCCACAUGGAACCCUUCUCCUCCAGAUGCCACGCUUCUGAUCAGCUGGGAUCCAGACGCUCCACAUGCGUCCACGCAAUGGCCCACUCGGACGCGGCUCUUUUCCAAGCGAUUAACAUCUUCAACCGGAUGUUUGCUCGCCUCCGGCGAGCUCUCAAGAAGACGGCCGUCCCACUCCUACGAAACGAUGAUAAAGACAAACUUUCCAACUCUAUGCAAACUCUACUUCCAUCAACCCUCUCACCAGCAGCUCAAAUCCUCUCGCUCUUCUGGGUUCAUUGUCUGCCGCCGGGCCAACGCACGCCUCACACCGAUGACGUCACACCGCCUACUGCAACAGAGCCCAGACUUCUUCAGCCCUGGCUGAAGGCCAGGCUGAACUCUGGAUACAAAUCCCGUUUCACCGAACUGACAACAAAGCCAGGUUCUUCCUGCUCCUCUCUGCCUCCACCUCCACCACUGCUCUGGAUGGCUGCUCACUUCCGGGUUCCCCGCCCAGCGCCACCUGUACGCCGCACGUUGAUGACGUCACGACACAGCCAACUGCUUCAGCCCUCUUGCAGGGCCAGGUCGUAUCUCCCCCUGUGCCUGCUCCCUCCCUGUCUGAUCUGUCUCAUGUUUUUUGUCUUUUCUCUCAUCCCCGUGUCCGCAGGCUGCACAAUCAACCCCCGCACAUGUAUCCCCUCAUCCUUUCCUCUUCCCUUCCUUCAGCUGCAGCUGCCUCUACGCUUUCGGCUCGACCCACUCCAGCAGCUCCUUCUUUUAUGUUUCUUUCCUCAGCCACCUCCAGUCCAGCCGUUACCACAGCAACAGUUGCACCAAGCCAAGAUGCUCCCUCCGAUGGGCCCACUCAAUUUCCUACUGUUCUAUCCCUGUUCCCCUCCCUUCCCCAACAUCCAAAUGUUUUUUCUGUGUCUUCAGCACUUUCACUCUGGCGUCCACCACUCCACCCCUCUAUGGCCUACAAAGCCAGGCUUUCCAGUUCUGCACAGCCUCCAGUUCCACCACCACUCCAGCUGACCACUCGCUUGCGGGUUCCCUACCCAGCGCCCCCCGCACUGGCACAUCGAUGAUUCCAUCCUGCCGCCACUAUGGCUCGGCAACAGACUGCUUCAGCCCUAGCUAGGGCCAAGUCAUAUUUCCUCAUGUGCCUGCUCCCUACAUCUUAAUUGCCUCAUGUUUUUGUUUCAUCCCUGCGUCUAUGAGCUGCACAUCUUACCACUUCACACGCAUCCCUUCAUCCCUCACCCCUCAUCC
Messenger RNA from Thunnus maccoyii (southern bluefin tuna), 1601 nucleotides. RefSeq lists its product as uncharacterized. The record is from RefSeq and is a predicted model, not a curated record. NCBI's taxonomy places the organism in Eukaryota, Metazoa, Chordata, Actinopteri, Scombriformes, Scombridae. The coding region runs from base 351 to 1364 and encodes 337 amino acids. The transcript is spliced from 2 exons.